UUUGCCUUUGCACAUCUUUCAAGUUGACAAAAUUUUUGAGUUUCCACAAACGUGUCAAAGGUCUUUAAAUACGUUAAAACGUCGAGUAUGUCGUGACCUUGGUCGCCAGGAUCUUUCCUGUGACAACGAUUUCGAAGUCUCUAGUCAGAUUCAGCUAAAAUUUAACCACGAAAAUGAACUUAGGCGGCACGGUGAAGAUCAACAAAGUCGGCGUUGGCAUCGUCACCAUCUCCUUUCUACUUCUCUUCAUCUACAUAUUUAUCGGACACUCGGACGACACAAGCAGCAAAAUCCUUGCCGCCCCUGAUGAGGAGAACCGGGUCAACAUGAAGGCGCUUCUUGUGGCAGCUAAAGAAGUGGCCGAAAAAGGUGGUCAACAAGUCAAAGUUGCAAAAAAGGAAGCUUCUGACCUGCACAUAAAAAGCAAGGGAAAGACGAAAGAAGGGGUCAAUGACCCUGUUACAGAUGCAGACUUCCGUUCGCACUGCGUCAUGUACCACGGACUUAAGAAAAAGUUUCCUACUCUUAAAGUGAUAUCUGAAGAGCAUGACACUUCAGAAUGCAAGAAUGCUACUCCAUCUUUAGAUGUCGUCGGCAUGGACGGCCAAUCUUUGCCUGAUUUAAUGGUGGCUAAUGAAGAUGUGACAAUUUGGAUUGACCCUCUUGAUGCUACAAAAGAGUUUACAGAGAAUUUAUUGCAAUAUGUUACAACAAUGGUCUGCGUUGCUGUGAAAGGACGACCCAUCAUUGGAGUGAUUCAUUUCCCAUUUGCCGAACCACCAGUGACUUAUUGGUCGUGGGGAAACGUUGCGAAGUCCGACAGUAUAACCAAACUCGGAAGCCACAAAUCCAACCUAGAGGCGCCAAGCAUAACUGUGUCUAUGUCCCACACAGGAGGCGCACAGAAAAUGGCUGAGGUGGCUUUUGGGAAGAAAGCCAAAGUAAUUCCUGCAGCUGGAGCUGGGUAUAAAGUGAUGGAGGUUGUGAAAGGAAAUGCGGAUAUUUAUCUUCAUUCGACUAUUAUAAAGAAGUGGGAUGUUUGUGCUGGCAACGCGAUUCUCCACUCAUUGUCUGGUUCGAUGACAGAUCUGAAAGGAAACAAGCUAGACUAUUCUUCUGAGGAACAAGCUGUCAACAAAGAUGGCAUUCUAGCUGUUCUCACUGAUGCAGAUCUCUUCCUGGAGAAAAUCGCCAACCCCAGUCUCAAUUAGCAUUCCACAACGAGCAACUUAUUGAUUCAUCAUUUUUUUCCAUUUUUUAAAUAAAACAAAAACUUAUCAUCGUUGAUUUUAGCUAAAACCUUUUGGAUUUA
This is a messenger RNA of Neocloeon triangulifer, 1312 nucleotides long. RefSeq names its product putative inositol monophosphatase 3. The transcript is spliced from 6 exons. Bases 174 to 1211 code for a protein of 345 amino acids. The record is from RefSeq and is a predicted model, not a curated record. Gene Ontology annotation, molecular function: 3'-nucleotidase activity. Gene Ontology annotation, cellular component: endomembrane system. NCBI's taxonomy places the organism in Eukaryota, Metazoa, Arthropoda, Insecta, Ephemeroptera, Baetidae.